Brassica napus (rape) is the source of this 3732-nucleotide messenger RNA. Its product is annotated as putative F-box/FBD/LRR-repeat protein At2g05300. The coding region runs from base 2493 to 3494 and encodes 333 amino acids. Gene Ontology annotation, molecular function: protein binding. Lineage: Eukaryota; Viridiplantae; Streptophyta; Magnoliopsida; Brassicales; Brassicaceae. The record is from RefSeq and is a predicted model, not a curated record. The transcript is spliced from 4 exons.
CAAAAGAAUUGUGCACACACACACAUGUUAUGGUGGAGGAAGAAAAAGAGAUUUAAGUCCCGUCAGCCAUAUUAUGGUUAGUUCUUACGGUUCUUUUUCUCUUCUUAAGUUUUAGUAUAGUCUUCAGAAAACCUAGCCGGAUCUUAUUUGUUGCGAAUUUUUCAGAUUUGUUUCCCUCUCUUUCUUGUUCUUUAAUUAUGAUUUUGGAAUCAUUUAUCUUACCAUUUCCUCAAUACUUCUUGAUCGCUGUAUAAGAAUUUCUUUUGGUUCAGUUAAAAACUUUGCUUAGAUUGCUUGGACGACAUGUUGUUCCUAUUUCAUCCAAAACCAGAUAGUCCUUUCCAUAAACUUCAAGUUUUACAUUUUCUGAUGCAGAUUCUAUAGUUGUGUUUUAAUUUGAAGAGAAACAAAUGGUGGGUAGAAAGAAGAAACCCAAGACUUGUGACCACGGGUCGCAUGAAGAUAGGAUAAGCCCUUUACCUGAUGAUUUGAUAUCUCACAUCCUUACUCAUCUUUCUACAUGUGAUGUUCUUAGAACAAGUCUUUUAUCCAAAAGAUGGAUAAGUCUUUGGGAACGUGUUCCUGAUUUGGACUCUCACUCAUUCUCCAGUUUCGAUGCCUUAGUAAGAUUUACCAACAGUUUAUUUGAUAAACACAAGUUAUCAUGGAUACACAAACUCAGGUAAAAUGUUCGCACCCAUGGUAUUGAUGACACAUCUUAUCUCACCCCUUGGAUAGAUGCUGCUAUCAUUCAAAAUAGUCAACAUCUCGAUGUUCAUUUUGCAUCCUUAUUCAUGGAUCAAGUUCAGAUACCUUUGAACUUGUAUACAUGUGCGACAUUGGUACACUUACGUCUCUAUGGGGCAUGCAUGGUUAAUGCUCCGGAGGUUUUUUCCUUACCUUGUCUAAAGAUCAUGCAGUUAGAAUAUGUUAACUAUAAAUCAGCCUUUACAAAAUGGAGUGGUUAUUGAUCCUCCUCUACUCCAGAGUUUGAUGAUUAAGUGUUACUUAACGAAGAAUUUGAAGAUAAUCAAUAUAGGUUUCACUGCCAAGGUGGAUAUUGAUAUCUCCUUAGGUACAAGCUAUGAUUUAGAUGCUAAUGGUUCAUCGAAGAAAUUAAAAGCAUGGUUUGCAAGUUCUUCGCCAGUAUUUCAAGGGCCAGAUGUCUAGCCAUUAUUCAUAUUACUGUUAAGGUCAUCAAGCAAUUAGAACCUCAGCUCCAAUUUCCUUACCUAUCCCAAUUGAGCGCUAGCUUUUCUGUGUUCGAUCUGAAAGUGUUGCCAAUAAUUCUUAGGAGCUGCCCAAAGCUAAAAUCUCUCAUCUUGGACUUGGUUGAUCGUCCUAGGGAUAGUGGAGAGCCAAAGGUGAUGUUUUCAUCCAUGCCUCCUUGUUUGAUAUCAUCGCUUAAGUUUGCUUAAUUGAAAAGUCCGAUUUUGGGGUAUGAAGGAGAAAUGGAGCCAGUAAGAUACUUCCUGAAGAAUUCAAGAGUCCUGGAGAAACUGAGUCUAAGUUUUGAGAACCAUAAUAGAAAAAAAGCAAAUUCUCCAGGAACUCCUUACAAUACCAAGAUGCUCUAGCCUCUAGCACUUGUGAAGUUGUUUUUCUUCGAUUGGAAAAGAACAUUGUUUAACAUGUGAGGUUAUUUAACCUUUCUUAUGUCUCUUUAUAAUUGUUUUCGUGUUAUAACAAUUUCUGUUUCGACUUUUAUUUUAUAUUUUAUGAAACAAAGUAUUGUCUUCUAUGUGUCUGUAAAACAACUUUUUAAAUCGAACUGGGUUUUCAUAUUUGAGCUUGUUUUUCCAUCAAAUCUGAUUUAGUAUGUUGUGAACUUGUAUAUGCAUUUUGUUGUUUUGUUCUUGUCAAUAUAGUAACAUCAUUGUUGUAUUUGUAUCUAAGUCAUGGAAAAUGUUAUACUAUUGCAAAAUGUGUAUUUGAGCAUCUCACUGUAAGAUGAAUAUUAAUCAAAGAACAAUACAUGGAAAAACUUAUGCUUGCUAUGUUUCGAGUUUUAGUUUGUAUCAAUUUCUGUUUUGAAAAUUAUAUUAAAACAUACAACAAACAGUAUUUUGAAGAAAAGACGAUAUAUAGUUUUGUAGUGCACAUUCAGAAACAAAUUGGCCAUUCUUUGUCUAAACGCGCGUUGAUUUGCAAAAAAAAAAUGUUGAGAACAAUUAAUAAAUAAUAGGAAACUGUAAAUAACAAUUAAUAAAUCAUAUUAAUAAAAUAUAUGAUUUCUAGGGCAGUCAAAUUACGACCCACAUUCAUAUAAAUUAACUUAACCCAAACUUAUUAGGGUUUCAGUUGUUGGGCUUCAGUCUAAACAAAACACACUCAUUAGUGAGAAAGGUAAACACUCAAUUUCCAGGCAAGUGUUUACAUUUCCGGAAGUGACUGCAUUCCCUUCGGCCAAAUAAACCAAAAGACCUUGAAGAACCCUAAGUCCCAUUUGAUCUAGUUUUGUUACGCAGACUAGUUUCUACUCCUGAAAAGACAUGAUUGAUAGAGGGAAAACAAAACAAGCUAGUUCCAGAAGGUUGAACCGCGGUUUGAAGGAAUAUAGGAUAAGCCAGUUACCUGAUCCAUUGAUAUGUCAUGUACUUUCUCUUCUCUCCACAAAAGAAGCUGUUGGAACAAGCAUUUUAUCUACCCGAUGGAGGAAUCUCUGGCUUUGGGUUCACCGUUUUGAAUUGUCACAUUGGGAGUUCCUAGAUUUUAACGCCUUUGUGAGUUUUGGUAACAGGUAUUUCGACUCAACCAGGCUUUCAUGCAUACACAAUCUCAAGUUAACGAUUGAUGAAAACGAAGCAUCUUAUCUCACACCAUGGAUUGAUGCCUUAGUUAAGAGUAAGAUCCAACAUCUAUGUGUUCGCCGUACUGGAGGAGGGUCUUCUUUUCAUGAGAUGCCCCUAAGCCUUUAUGUCUGUGAGACACUGGUAUCCUUAAAACUCGUUCAACUAACCUUGGUUGAUACGGAGUUUGUUUCCUUACCAUGUUUGAAGACUAUGCAUCUAUAUAACAACAUGUAUCCCAAAGAGACCACUUUUGAGAGACUUGUCUCAUCUUGCCCUGUCCUAGAAGACUUAAUGAUAGACGUACUAAGGAAUGAUGCAAAAGUGCACUACAAGAAAACACGCCGAAUUCCGACGGAGAUUCCGACGGACGACACAGCCGUCGGACACUUUGGACGGAAUUCUGACCGAUUUCCGACGAAAACAAAAAAUCUGAAGUCGUCGGAAUUCCGUCGGCUAAUUCCGACGAAUUUCCGAGAAAACAUGGGUCGUCGGAAUAUUCCGACGACUUUUCGACGAUAUUCCGAUAAACAAUAUAACCGUUGUAGUCGUCGAAAAGUCGUCGGAAUAUUCCGUCAAAUUUCCGACGAUAUGCCGAUGAAAAGAUAUAACCGUUACGGUCGUCGGUAUUCCGUCGGUAUUUUCCGACGAAUUUCCGACGAACCAAGUGACCGUUGCCGACAAAUAAAUAUGACCGUUUUAUAGCCGUUCGAGAUUGGAAAAUACUGACGGAAUUCCGACGGAAUGCUUAAUAUCUGUCGGUAUUCCGUCGGAAAGUCGUCGGAUAUCCGUAAGCAAUUUCCUAUAAAUGCAACCCCUCCUCAUUCAUCUCAUUCACACCUCAUUCUCUCUUCUUUCUCUUUAGUCAUAACAAUUCCGUGAAAAUCAUGUCUUCAGGAGCUUAUUAUCGUUCGUGGAUGGAUAAACCUCAUUUGGAUCCCAA